Hibiscus syriacus is the source of this 1851-nucleotide messenger RNA. Its product is annotated as histone deacetylase 19. Gene Ontology annotation, molecular function: histone deacetylase activity. The record is from RefSeq and is a predicted model, not a curated record. NCBI's taxonomy places the organism in Eukaryota, Viridiplantae, Streptophyta, Magnoliopsida, Malvales, Malvaceae. The coding region runs from base 177 to 1613 and encodes 478 amino acids. The transcript is spliced from 8 exons.
UCUGCAUAUUGAUUCCCUAAUCAAAUCUCCUUCUCUUUAAUUAAGCCUUCAACGGUUUAACCGUUGUUCUGAAGCAACGAAGGUGAAAGAAGAACAACCUUUAAUACCUCUUCUGCAGAGCAGGAGAAAAGUUAAGAGAGGAAACUUAGAUUCAAUCACUGAAAGCUUAUUGUUCGAUGGAGACCGGAGGGAAUUCGUUACCUUCGGGGACCGACGGCGUGAAGAGGAAGGUGUGCUAUUUCUACGACCCGGAGGUGGGGAACUAUUAUUAUGGCCAAGGUCACCCUAUGAAGCCUCACAGAAUUCGAAUGACUCAUGCCCUUCUAGCACACUAUGGGCUGCUUCAGCAUAUGCAAGUUCACAAGCCCUUCCCUGCUAGGGAUCGGGAUCUUUGCCGCUUCCAUGCUGAUGACUAUGUGAACUUUCUCCGCAGCGUAACCCCUGAAACACAGCAAGAUCAACUCAGACAGCUCAAGCGCUUUAAUGUUGGUGAGGAUUGUCCAGUCUUUGAUGGCCUUUACUCCUUCUGUCAAACUUAUGCAGGUGGCUCCGUUGGUGGUGCUGUCAAAUUAAACCAUGGUCUAUGUGACAUUGCCAUUAACUGGGCUGGUGGCCUGCAUCAUGCAAAGAAGUGUGAGGCCUCGGGCUUUUGCUAUGUCAAUGAUAUUGUCCUUGCCAUUCUGGAACUUCUUAAGCAGCAUCAGCGUGUUCUAUAUGUCGAUAUUGAUAUCCACCAUGGAGAUGGUGUGGAGGAGGCAUUUUAUACAACUGACAGGGUCAUGACUGUUUCAUUUCAUAAAUUUGGAGAUUAUUUUCCCGGUACGGGUGAUAUACGUGAUAUCGGAUAUUCAAAAGGGAAAUACUAUUGCCUCAAUGUUCCUUUGGAUGACGGGAUCGAUGAUGAGAGUUAUCAUUACCUGUUUAAACCAAUCAUCAGUAAAGUUAUGGAAGUUUUUAAGCCUGGUGCUGUGGUUCUUCAAUGUGGUGCCGACUCUCUAUCUGGAGAUCGGUUGGGGUGUUUCAAUCUUUCAAUCAAGGGUCACGCGGAGUGUGUUAAAUUUAUGAGAUCAUUCAAUGUCCCGUUAUUGCUUCUAGGUGGUGGCGGGUAUACCAUUAGGAAUGUUGCUCGCUGUUGGUGCUAUGAGACAGGAGUUGCACUUGGAAUGGAAGUUGACGACAAGAUGCCUCAGCACGAGUAUUACGAGUAUUUCGGUCCAGAUUAUACUCUUCAUGUUGCCCCUAGUAACAUGGAAAACAAAAACUCACGCCGGUUACUCGAAGAAAUUCGUAAUAGGCUACUCGACAAUCUCUCAAAGCUUCAGCAUUCGCCAAGUGUCCAUUUUCAAGAAAGGCCACCUGAUACGGAGCUUCCUGAGGCUGAUGAAGAUCAAGAUGAUGGAGAUGAAAGAUGGGACUCGGAUUCAGACAUGGACGUUGAUGAGGACCGUAAGCUCAUUCCAAGUAGAGUAAAGAGAGAAGUGAUCAGGCCAGAUACGAAAGAUACGCAGGUCCAAAAAGGAACAGUUGAGCAAGCUAGAGGAUCUGUGACAGAUGAGACUGGUGUAGAUGUCAGUCCAAUGCCGAUCGAUGAACCAACUGUGAAAGUCGAGUAAGAAACAACAAUAAAGCAUCCGAUCCGAUGUACCCGAGGACCGAAGCAAAAUCGUCUGCUUCAGGUACCGGAUGUAUUUCGUGCCAUUUCGGUUUAUCAAACAUUAUAAGACCUCACGUUCAUGGAUAAGUCUAAAUUUGUACAAGGCAUGGAAACCUGAAAACGAUUGGGAUUUAUAUUAUAGCUGCUUCAAGUUGUAUAUCAAACAGUUUAGAGUGUCGAUUAUCAAAGUUCCAGAU